AUGGAAGGGGGGUGGCCUGCUGGGGGGGGAUUCCUCCUCUACCUCACUGUCAACCUUCUGCUUCCAGGAAAAGGUGACACUUUCACCAUCAAUUGCUCAGGCUUUGACCAGCAUGGGGUGGAUCCUGCUGCCUUCCAAGCAGUGUUUGACAGAAAGGCCUUCCGUCCAGUCAUCAACGACAGCAUCCCCACUCGUGUCAACAUCUCCUUCACCCUGUCUGCCAUCCUGGAAGUGAAUGCACAGCUCCAGCUUCUGACGUCAUUCCUGUGGAUGAAUUUGAUGUGGGACAAUGCCUUCAUCAGCUGGAACCCAGAAGAGUGUGCCAGCAUCAAUAAACUCACUGUAUCAGCUGAAAACCUGUGGCUCCCAGACAUCUUCAUUGUGGAAUCCAUGGAUGUGGAUCGAGCACCUCCAGGUCUCACUGUAUUCGUCAGCAGUGAAGGUCAAAUGACCUACGACCGGCCAGUGCGGGUGACCAGCAUCUGUAAUCUAGACAUCUUCUACUUCCCUUUCGACCAACAGAACUGCACCUUCACCUUCAGCUCCUUCCUCUAUACAGUGGACAGCAUGCUACUGGGCAUGGACAAGGAAGUGUGGGAGAUAACAGAUACAUCUCGCAACCUCAUCCAGACCCAGGGAGAGUGGGAGCUCCUGGGCAUCAACAAAGCCACCCCAAAGAUGUUGGUGGGCAGCAACCUAUAUGACCAGAUCAUGUUCUAUGUGGCCAUCAGGCGCAGGCCCAGCCUCUACAUCAUAAACCUUCUGGUGCCCAGUGGCUUUCUGGUUGCCAUUGAUGCCCUCAGCUUCUACCUGCCGGCAGAAAGUGAGAUUCGUGCCCCAUUCAAGAUAACACUUCUGCUGGGCUACAACGUCUUCCUGCUCAUGAUGAAUGACUUACUCCCUGCAACUGGCACCCCUCUCAUCAGUGUCUACUUUGCCCUGUGUCUGUCCCUGAUGGUGAUCAGCCUGCUAGAAACCAUCUUCAUCAUCCACUUGUCGCACAUGGCUACCACACAGCCCCCACCUAUGCCUUGGUGGCUCCACUCUCUGCUCCUCAAUUGUGCAAGUCCAAGGAAGUGCUGCACCACUGCACCUGGGAAGGGAAAUAAGGGCUUCGGCCUCACCCUCACCCACCUGCACGGUAUGAAGAAGCCCGUGGAGUUAGUGGAGAAGGUGCCAGGUACCAGAGGGACAGGGUUAAAUGGGUGUCCUGGGUCAACAAGGGUUCAACAGGAAGAUGAGGCUCAGAAGCAGCACUUGGUCGACCUGUGGGUGCAGUUCAGCCACAUGAUGGACACCCUGCUCUUCUGCCUCUACCUGCUCUUCACGGCCACCUCCAUCAUCACAGUCAUCGUCCUCUGGAACACCUAG
Messenger RNA from Puma concolor (puma), 1371 nucleotides. RefSeq names its product 5-hydroxytryptamine receptor 3C-like. Gene Ontology annotation, cellular component: membrane. Lineage: Eukaryota; Metazoa; Chordata; Mammalia; Carnivora; Felidae. Gene Ontology annotation, biological process: monoatomic ion transmembrane transport. Gene Ontology annotation, molecular function: extracellular ligand-gated monoatomic ion channel activity; transmembrane signaling receptor activity. The record is from RefSeq and is a predicted model, not a curated record.